This is a messenger RNA of Leguminivora glycinivorella, 689 nucleotides long. RefSeq lists its product as uncharacterized. The record is from RefSeq and is a predicted model, not a curated record. The transcript has 5 exons. The coding region runs from base 122 to 559 and encodes 145 amino acids. Gene Ontology annotation, molecular function: odorant binding. NCBI's taxonomy places the organism in Eukaryota, Metazoa, Arthropoda, Insecta, Lepidoptera, Tortricidae.
UUUUCCAAGAAUACUCACCUUUGACUGGAGAUAGACUUGUUUAUAAAAUAGUCUAGUCGUUAUAGGUUGAUAAGUGUCUCCAGUUCAGUUCCUCACCAACUGCUGCGCAAAUCGUGCAAAAAUGUAUAAAAUAUUCGUGUUGUUUUUGAUGUGCUCGGUCAUAAAUGCUGACCUAUUACUUCAACAAAGGCGAAAAGGGGCUACAUUGAAACCUUUGUCAGCCUGCUGUGACAUUCCGGAAUUAGGAGACUCCAAGCAUUUAGCAGAAUGCUCAAAUCCCAAAUUGCCUGGACCAUGCAACGAUGUCCAAUGCGUCUUCGAAAAAUCCGGUUUCCUCGUUGACAAAAACACUCUUAAUAAAGAGGCGUACCGCGCCCAUCUGAAGAAAUGGUCAGAGGCCAACAGUGGGUGGUCGCAAGCUGUCGACAGGGCUAUAGCCGACUGUGUGGAUAAAGACUUGAGGCAAUACCUUGACUACUCUUGUAAGGCAUAUGAUGUCUUCACUUGCACGGGCAUCGCUAUGUUGAAGAAAUGUCCCGAGUCAGCUUGGAAAUGCUAAGCUAAGACACUACUUAUGCGGGUAUUUAUUAGAACAAAAAUUGUAUUUAAAUUAAUGGUUGUCUUCCAAAUUAUUAUAAAUGAAUUGAUAAGUAGUAAAUAAAUUUUGGAUGUUUCGUGUUAUUUAUAAA